This is a messenger RNA of Gavialis gangeticus (Gharial), 1017 nucleotides long. It is a transcript of the gene RAB13, whose product is annotated as RAB13, member RAS oncogene family. Gene Ontology annotation, biological process: regulation of exocytosis; protein localization to plasma membrane; Golgi vesicle fusion to target membrane. The transcript is spliced from 8 exons. Lineage: Eukaryota; Metazoa; Chordata; Crocodylia; Gavialidae. Bases 78 to 683 code for a protein of 201 amino acids. Gene Ontology annotation, cellular component: plasma membrane; endosome; trans-Golgi network transport vesicle. The record is from RefSeq and is a predicted model, not a curated record. Gene Ontology annotation, molecular function: GTPase activity; GTP binding.
CCGGGCAGGGAGGAGCCGCUGCUGCUUCUUGCCUCUUUCCAGCAGCAGGAAAGUUUGGGCCAGGCCCGGUCGGGGCCAUGGCCAAGUCCUACGACCACCUCUUCAAGCUGCUGCUAAUCGGGGACAGCGGCGUGGGCAAGACCUGCCUCAUCAUCCGCUUUGCCGAGGACAACUUUAGCAGCACCUACAUCUCCACCAUUGGGAUUGACUUCAAAAUCCGGACUGUGGAGAUUGAGGGGAAGAAGAUCAAGCUCCAGGUCUGGGACACAGCGGGACAGGAACGGUUCAAAACCAUCACCACGGCCUAUUACCGAGGAGCCAUGGGGAUCAUUCUCGUCUACGACAUCACAGAUGAGAAGUCCUUUGAGAACAUCCAGAAUUGGAUGAAGAGCAUCAGGGAGAAUGCCUCGGCAGGCGUGGAGCGCCUGCUGCUGGGGAACAAGUGCGACAUGGACGGCAAACGCAAGGUGCAGCGGGACCAUGCGGAGAAGCUGGCCAAGGAGCACGGGAUCCGGUUCUUUGAGACCAGUGCCAAGUCCAGCCUGAACGUGGAGGAGGCUUUCACUACGCUGGCCCGGGACAUCCUACUGAAGUCCACCAAGAAAGUGGGCGCGAGCAGCAAGGGGCACCUGGACCUGGCAGCCUCGCAGAAGAAGAGUGGCAGCAGAUGCUCCGUGGCCUAGCGCCCACAACCACCUGGAGCCCCAAUCCUGAGACCAUAGCCCUGUGCCACCCUCGCCCCCUCCUGCUGCUCCGGGACUGUGCGGGUCACACCCCAGAGCUGCCGGGCCAAUACUUGGGGCUGGAGCCCCCGGACACUGUGCAGGGCGGGAGCAGAGCGAGCCGGGGGCACCCGUGGACUGAGGGUGGCUGUGAGCGGAGCGAAGCGGCGCCUGUGCUAGCCCCAGGGGGUCAGGAUCCCAGACCCGCCGCGGGGCUGGGAGCCUCUGUGCCACCGCCUGUCGCAGCAGCGCCAGCCACGGUCCCCAGUCACUGUGAUAAAGCCCUGGGUUGUCA